Messenger RNA from Cuscuta campestris, 688 nucleotides. The record is from the annotation of a GenBank genome assembly. Lineage: Eukaryota; Viridiplantae; Streptophyta; Magnoliopsida; Solanales; Convolvulaceae.
GGGAGCUUCAGAUCAGAAGAAAGAAAGAAGGAAAGAAAGAAGAGGAAAGAGUGAAGAUUUGAGAAGAUGAAGCUGCUGGGAUGGUGGUUAAUGCUAGUGGGAACGCUCAGAUUAGCUUCGGUUUGGUUUGGGUUCUUCGAUAUUUGGGCUCUCCGUCUUGCUGUCUUCUCAAACACCACAAUGAGUGAAGCUCAUGGGAGGACAUUUGGAGUGUGGACGUUGUUGACUUGCACGCUUUGUUACCUGUGUGCCUUGAACCUUGACAACCGGCCAUUGUAUUUGGCGACUUUCUUGUCUUUCAUCUAUGCCUUUGGCCAUUUCCUCUCCGAGUUUCUGAUCUAUCACACUAUGGAAUUAAGAAAUCUUAUAACAGUUGGCAUCUUUGCAGGAACAUCUAUCGUAUGGAUGCUAUUGCAAUGGAAUUCACAUCAACGCGUGAAGGCUAAGAACUCUUGAAAUCCGAAGGGGGUGGGAUUGGCCCUUUUGUUUUGAAGGUUUUAGAAAAGCCGGUGCUUUGAAAUCCGAUUUGUGGGAUUACGUUGUUGGUUAAUGUUAUUGUGCUUUGAAGUGUGAUUCUGGCUCUUGCAAUUUCAGUUAACAUCUGGAAGUGAACAGGAGAUUUGUUUGAGCAAGUUUUGUUGAUUCUUGAAGCAUUUGACUUUCUGGGAAAUAAAUUUAAGGUUUUGGU